UUGUGCAUGCCCUUCGGCCUGGCAUGGACACUCUGGGAUCGCUGACCAUUUGUUCACUGCGAUCGGUGGCUACUGUGUCAUGCUGUGCAGCUGUGGGUGUUUACGCUCGCCGUCAAGGCAUUUUAGAUGACUCUGCUGAGAAAUUUUUGGACAAGCUCGUUUCUUCAGUGUGUUUGCCGUGCUUGAUUCUGGGCAAGGUUCCACCACUUGUCACCCUGCACGACCUGCUGGCAAUCUGGCCCCUAACACUGGGUUGCCUUUGUACAGUGAUGUUUGGUCUUGCCGCUGGCGCCAUUGUGGCAUGGUGGUUGAAUUUGC
Messenger RNA from Cladocopium goreaui, 318 nucleotides. The record is from the annotation of a GenBank genome assembly. Lineage: Eukaryota; Dinophyceae; Suessiales; Symbiodiniaceae.